Messenger RNA from Ipomoea triloba (trilobed morning glory), 1682 nucleotides. RefSeq names its product protein EMSY-LIKE 3-like. The transcript is spliced from 9 exons. Lineage: Eukaryota; Viridiplantae; Streptophyta; Magnoliopsida; Solanales; Convolvulaceae. The record is from RefSeq and is a predicted model, not a curated record. Gene Ontology annotation, biological process: defense response to fungus. The coding region runs from base 311 to 1465 and encodes 384 amino acids.
CGAUUUCCCUCCCCCGUAUAGAGCUGGUUUCACCUCGCGCAAAUCGCAAUUCCGAUUUCCUGCGUCUUGGAUUGCGCUGUUCUUCCAAUUCUUCCACAUUGUUCAGCUCAUAUCGGAAUUGGAAUUGGAGCCGGACUGAAUUUGGAAUAGGAGAUCUGAUUCGGUCUAUGGACUAUGAAGUAAUCGACAGCAGCGUGUUGUAAGUACAGGUACUGAUGAUGAUCUACCCCAAUCACAAUAUAAUAGAGCCCCCACAAGAAGCAUUGUUGGCAACGGAAGGUCAAAUGUAGGUUCAGCUAUAUACCAAAGGAUGCACAGUGAUAUGGAAGCCCAAAUCCACAAUCUUGAACAGGAAGCAUAUGGUGCAGUGCUACGAGCUUUCAAAGCACAGUCAGAUGCCCUAACAUGGGAGAAAGAAGGUUUAAUAACAGAACUCAGGAAAGAGCUGAGAGUAUCAGAUGAUGAGCACCGGGAUCUACUUACAAAAGUCAAUGCUGAUGACCUCAUACAGAGGAUUAGGGAGUGGAGAAAGGUUGGUGGUAACCAACCUGUUCAUGAUCAACUUGCCAGCCCUACUAUUUCAGGAUCCCGCAAAAGGCAGAGAACUUCUCAACCCCUGCAUCUACCUUUUGGUGCAUCAUCAGAGUCUUUGCACCAUCAAUCAAUUGCUCCAUCAACUCAGCCAUCUACUCCAGCUGCAAAAUGGGGACCAACAUCGGGUUCUGGAGGCAUAAAUCAUAAACCUCUUGCUGGUCAUGGUUCUUCUAGCACCAUAAGAUCCCGUGAUCCAUUGGUUGGGAGAAAAGUUAUGACUAGAUGGCCAGAAGACACCAAUUUCUAUGAGGCUGUCAUAAGCGACUACAACCCUGUUGAUGGACGUCAUGCUUUGGUUUAUGAUGUUAAUACUCCAAAUGAAACAUGGGAAUGGGUUGAUCUUAAAGAGAUUCCACCUGAUGAUAUCCGAUGGAUAGGUGAUGAUCCUGGUAUAUCUCGAGGAGGUGGAGGUGGAGGGGGAGGUGGUGGUGGAGGUAGUGGUCAAGUCUCUGCGUUUAGCAUUCAAAGAGGUGGAAGUUUCUCAAGGGACCAAUGUCGGAAGGAAGUUCGGGCGGUGCAGAAUGGGGUCAUGAAGAAGGCAGCUAGUGAUGAAAUUGAAAUACUGCACACAGAAACUUUGAUAAAAAAGGUAGAGAAAGUGAUUGAUGCUAGUCCUCCUAAUCUGAUUGAGAUUCAAAAGGCCAAGAAGAUGCUAAAGGAUCAUGAAAAAUCAUUAAUGGAUGUGAUUGCAAAGUUAGCAGAUGCAUGUGAUCGAGGAAACGAUGGACAACAGAUCCUGCACAGAAAUUCACAAUACAAUCACUUAAGGGUGGACAUAGAUCCCGAGACUCGAGGAUGUGGCAGCAGUCAAGAAAUGGCAAGGGUUCAAGGGAUAUCCGAUCAGCAGGACGAGGAGAUUGUUGUUAUCUAGGUGUCCUUCUCUCGGUCAGUAAUAUUUAAAAAUGCAUUUAGGAAUCAAUCAGUGUUUGGUAGGCCCCCCUGUUAGCUUUCAUUUGUAUAACAUACUGAUGGCAGUAUGCAUGCUAGCCAGCAGCUACCUUUGUGGAAAUAUGUAUUUCCAUUGUUAAAGACAAUGUACAUCUUCUUUGUAUAUCAAUUUCAUGUAUUGCAACCAACAUUCUCUUUCA